GCAGGUGAGCGAGGAGCCGGGGGAGGGCAGCGGCUCCGGGCGCGGCGCAGGCGGCGGAUGCUCCGGCCCGGCUGCCAGGCUCAGCUGUGCCAUGUCCCUGAUGGUGGAGGUCGGCGAGAACCAGCCAGGGAGGAUGACGGCAGAUGACAUCAUUGCUGGCACGCGGCAGGUGGUGAAGGGGCUGGAGGCUCUGCGGAGCGAAAACAGGGGCAUCUCACAGCGGCUGCAGGAGGCCCUGAUCCAGGGCCACGGGCAGGAGGAGCCCCUGGGGAGCCAGGCCCUGCAGCUGCUGGAGGAGAAGUACGACCUCGUCCGCAAGUCCCUGGAGGGGAUUGAGCUGGGGCUUGGCGAGGCAAAGAUGAUGAUCGCGCUGUCGUCCCACAUCGGGGCGCUGGAGGCUGAGAAGCAGAAGCUGCGGGCGCAGGUGAAGAGGCUUUGCCAGGAGAACCUGUGGCUGCGGGAGGAGCUGGCGGGGACCCAGCUGCGGCUGCAGCAGAGUGAGGAGAUGGUGGCACAGCUGGAGGAGGAGAAGAAACACCUGGAGUUCAUGAACCAGCUGAAGCAGUAUGACACCAAGGAGGAGCAGCCGGAAAAGGACGACGCCCAGAGGCGGAAGGAUAGCCUGGCCUCCCUGUUUGCCAGCGACGAGGAUGAGCAGCGGCAGGGGAGCCAGCCGACCAGCACAGCCAUGGCAGCAGCACAGCAGGGUGGCUACGAGAUCCCGGCGCGGCUGCGAACGCUGCACAACCUGGUGAUCCAAUACGCCUCACAGGGGCGCUACGAGGUGGCCGUGCCACUCUGCAAGCAGGCGCUGGAGGACCUGGAGAAGAGCUCUGGGCACAGCCACCCUGACGUGGCCACCAUGCUCAACAUCCUGGCGCUAGUGUACAGGGACCAAAACAAGUACAAGGAGGCCACGGACCUGCUGAACGAUGCCCUGGACAUCCGGGAGCAGGCUCUGGGCGUGGAGCACCCAGCGGUGGCCGCCACCCUGAACAACCUGGCCGUGCUGUAUGGCAAGCGGGGCAAGUACAAGGAAGCGGAGCCGCUGUGCAAGCGGGCGCUGGAGAUCCGCGAGAAGGUCCUGGGCCCCACGCACCCCGACGUGGCCAAGCAGCUCAACAAUCUGGCGCUGCUGUGCCAGAACCAGGGCAAGUUUGAGGAAGUGGAGCGGUACUACGAGCGGGCGCUGCGCAUCUACCAGAGCCAGCUGGGCCCCCACGACCCCAACGUGGCCAAGACCAAGAACAACCUGGCCUCCUCCUACCUGAAGCAGGGCAAGUACCAGCAGGCCGAGGAGCUGUACAAGGAGAUCCUCACCUCACAUGACCAGGAGCGGGCAGCUGCCCACCACGGUGACCCCGCAGCAGGCCAGAGCAGUGCAGACCCCCUGAGCCAGGAUGCCAUGGGCAGUGUGCGCCGGAGCAGCUCCUUCUGCAAACUGCGGGAGUCCAUCCGGCGUGGCAGCGAGAAGCUCGUCUCCCGGCUGAAAGGCGAGAGCGUCCAGACCAUUGACCCCAACCCUGGGAUGAAACGCGCCAGCUCCCUGAACGUCCUGCAUGUGGGUGAGAGGCCACCGGUGCCAGCGGCUUCCCCCGCGGUGAGAACUGGGCCCAGGGCCCCAGCAGCUGCCAGGCCAGCAGCAGGGUUCCUGGCCCAGGACCCCAUAACUCCCUGCUCCCCUUUAUUCCCUCUCCACAGGUGCCCAGCAGGAACCUGAGCGCCAGCAGCAGCUCCCUCUCCAGUGCAGGCUGAGGCACUGGCAUGACCAGGCCAGCUGGAGUCUCAGCUCUGCUUGCUACCGGCCCCCCUGCAGCCUGCCCAUUAAGCCUCCAGGGAGCAGAGUGCACAGAGCAAGGGGCACUGCUGGCUGCACCCCAGCCAGCCCCCACACUGGCUGCAGUGAAUGUGCCCCCCUCAGCUAGGAGAGACCAAGCCGGUGCCUGCCCCCUACUGGGCUGCUCUGGCUCCAUAGCACAAGCUGCUCCUUCUCAGGUUGCCCAGGGGCUCGGCCUGGCCCUGCUCCAGCUGCCUUAACUCCCCCCCGAUUGCAGGGGCCAGGCUCGCUAUUUAUUCUAUUUAUAGGACAUGGCAGGUGAGAGCAGAACAAGCACAACGUGAAUAAAGGUGUUUAGCGA
Messenger RNA from Gopherus evgoodei (Goodes thornscrub tortoise), 2138 nucleotides. RefSeq names its product kinesin light chain 3 (gene KLC3). Bases 92 to 1720 code for a protein of 542 amino acids. Gene Ontology annotation, biological process: axo-dendritic transport. The transcript has 12 exons. Gene Ontology annotation, cellular component: kinesin complex; cytoplasm; membrane-bounded organelle. The record is from RefSeq and is a predicted model, not a curated record. Gene Ontology annotation, molecular function: kinesin binding. Lineage: Eukaryota; Metazoa; Chordata; Testudines; Testudinidae.